Molecule: messenger RNA, 1066 nt
Organism: Perkinsus marinus ATCC 50983
Lineage: Eukaryota; Perkinsozoa; Perkinsida; Perkinsidae
Exons: 8
Coding region: 113-1066 (317 amino acids)
Biological process (GO): protein ubiquitination
Cellular component (GO): cytoplasm
Molecular function (GO): ubiquitin protein ligase activity
Source: RefSeq, a predicted model, not a curated record
AGUAUAUAUAAUACGUUCUUCUCUCUCUAUUAUAUAUUAUAACAGCACCAUAACGUCGUGCAGUAAUAUUUGGAGUAUACUGGUCCACUGGUUCAAAGGAGUAUCAUCGAGUAUGUGCUCCACCAGUACGGAUCGAGUCAACUGUCAAGUCUGUGGCAGAAGCCGACGAGUGCCACCUGAACUGAUGCCUAAUGCACAGUACUUCGUUUGUCGUGAUUGCGUGGCAAGAGCAUUCCCACAUCUGGACGCGGGUCACCGCGAUCGACGCCAGACUGAUUUCCGUAAUAUGUCGACAGCUUCUAUGGGAGAGGAUAUUGAUUCGACUCUGUACGAUCCGUAUGCUUCUGAGAGAUUGGAGGAACCUCCAAGGACCGCUGGCGAUGCAGUUCGGUCUCAGGAUCGUCUCAAAGCUAUGGAACGUGCCAAAUCACAAACUUUCGAGAUUAAGAGAGUCACGUCGACGUUCUUCAAAGUGAAUAGCAGUGGUCAGGCUGUUCAGACUACUCAUGCACCUCGUGGAUCAUUGGAGCUCUCCGACUUGGCCAUUGAUGAUGAUGACGGUACUUGCAAAAUCUGUAUGGAGGAUCCCGCGACUAUUAUACUGUUACCGUGUGGACACGGUGGACUCUGCCAAGGCUGUGCCAAGGACUUAGUACUUGCAGGGAAAACAUGCUACAUUUGCCGCGAAGAAUUUACAAUGCUAGCUGAGAUGAGUCAGAAGUGGUCGAAGUCCGACGCUGUUACUGCCACUCCAGAUCACGAAGAGGAAGAGGCAGUGGAGAAGGCAGAGUACUUGGGUCGUAUGAUCCGACCUGAUGCCCUCCAUCAUGCGACUUCAAAUGCUAGGGCUGAUGAUGGGCGGCCGCUUCUCGUUGCAGCUAAUAGUGUUGAGGAUGAUGCCAAUACUGUCACGAGCCUUCCUCACAAUGCCAACAAUAACGAUGAUGAUGAUAAUACUUCAUCGACAGAAAAUCAUAUAUUGGACACGAUGCAACUUGCUGAUCGGGAAGAGACAAUACUGACGAUGGACAGAACACCUGCUGCUGCUGCUAUCAUAGCUCUAUGA